Eriocheir sinensis (Chinese mitten crab) is the source of this 1634-nucleotide messenger RNA. Its product is annotated as proline-rich protein 36-like. The transcript is spliced from 5 exons. The coding region runs from base 951 to 1517 and encodes 188 amino acids. Lineage: Eukaryota; Metazoa; Arthropoda; Malacostraca; Decapoda; Varunidae. The record is from RefSeq and is a predicted model, not a curated record.
GGGUAACCUUGAUAGACACAGCCUUACACACACUGGUGUGAAGAACUAUGAAUGUAAGGAAUGUGGGAAAAAAUUCAUCCAGAAGAGUCACCUUGAUAGACACACCCUUACACACACUGGUGUGAAGAACUAUGAAUGUAAGGAAUGUGGGAAAAAAUUCAGGCGGAAGGAUGACCUUCUUACACACACUGGUGUGAAGAGUCAUGAGUGUGAAGAGUGCGGGAAGAGGUUCAGUGUGAAGUCAGCACUCAAUCGACACGUCUUCAGGCACUAUGGCCUUAGAGAGUUCAAGUGUGAUGUUUGUGGAAAGCUCUUUAAGACAAAGUGUGACAUUGCUAAGCACAUGAAGAUCCACUUCUGAAGUGUGUCUGCCUACAGUAGUUAUAGUGACCAGGGUGUUAGCAGCAGCUGAGCCUGAUAGGGAAAGGGAAGUGAAGGAUAGGUAAAAGUGAUCUUGUAAGACAAGGAAGAAAGAAGGCUUGCCUGUGAAGUGAUAAAAGGAGAGGAGCCACAGCAAGAAGAGGAAGGGAAAUACUGAUGGCUGACUUUCCACAGCUGUGGCAGCUGCACCUGGGCCUGGAGCCUGGUUGAGUCUCACAGCUACAGUGAAUUACUUACUCCUCUGUGAGAGCGUGUGAAGCAGUUUGCCAACCUGGUCCUGGUCCUCAUGAUGCUGUUCGCCAGGUACAAUCACUGGAUGGUGGGCGACAAGUUUGAGAGACUCGCCCCCUCACUGGUGUUCUUCUUCAUGCUAACCUGCUGGCUCAUCGUUGAGUACCAAAUCCACCGGAAGGAGAAGAUGGAUAAGGCGGCAGCAGCGGCCAAGAAGUCACCCGCCACAGCCGCCGAAGGGAAGGACGGAGGAACAGCCACCAACUCCAUUGCUGGCGGCUUCACAUCUACUCUCCUCUCCUCCUCCUCAGUUGCCUCCACCUCCUCCUCCUCUCAACAUGGACGGUCGAAGAAGGAUGUUUAGUGUGGAGGUGUUUGAUUGGGGUGGAGGUGCUGGAAGGUCAGCCAUGCCAGGUGAGAAGGUCCCUGGGGAGUGGAGGCUGCCGGAACACCUCGGCUGUCCUGCACCUCCCGGCAGGGCAAGCAGGUGCCACCCCUCCUGGAACACCCCGACUGUCCUGCACCUCCCGGCGGGGCAAGCAGCUGCCACCCCUCCUGGAACACCCCGACUGUCCUGCACCUCCCUGCGGGGCAAGCAGCUGCCACCCCUCCUGGAACACCCCGACUGUCCUGCACCUCCCGGCAGGGCAAGCAGCUGCCACCCCUCCUGGAACACCCCGACUGUCCUGCACCUCCCUGCGGGGCAAGCAGCUGCCACCCCUCCUGGAACACCCCGGCUGUCCUGCACCUCCCGGCGGGGCAAGCAGCUGCCACCCCUCCUGGAACACCCCGACUGUCCUGCACCUCCCGGCGGGGCAAGCAGGUGCCACCCCUCCUGGAACACCCUGACUGUCCUGCACCUCCCGGCGGGGCAAGCAGGUGCCACCCCUCCUGGAACACCCUGACUGUCCUGCACCUCCCGGCGGGGCAAGCAGGUGCCACCCCUCCUGGAACACCCUGACUGUCCUGCACCUCCCGGCGGGGCAAGCAGCUGCCACCCCUCCUGGAACACCCCGACUGUC